Molecule: messenger RNA, 1716 nt
Organism: Aricia agestis (brown argus)
Lineage: Eukaryota; Metazoa; Arthropoda; Insecta; Lepidoptera; Lycaenidae
Gene: Alg2
Product: alpha-1,3/1,6-mannosyltransferase ALG2
Exons: 1
Coding region: 157-1422 (421 amino acids)
Molecular function (GO): GDP-Man:Man(1)GlcNAc(2)-PP-Dol alpha-1,3-mannosyltransferase activity; alpha-1,3-mannosyltransferase activity
Source: RefSeq, a predicted model, not a curated record
UCGUGGUCGUGUUUGCGUUUUGCAAAAUUUUGAAAAUUAUCCCUAAUUCAUUGGAAAAUAUUGAGCAACGUGUUGUAUUUCUUACUUGUUAUAUAUCGUAUUACCUUCUUCGAGUUGGUCAAUGACUGAAGAUUAUGCGUAUUGAAGUUUCGCAAAAUGGUUAAAGUAUUCUUUCUUCAUCCCGACUUGGGUAUAGGAGGUGCAGAACGGUUGGUUAUUGAUGCGGCUUUGGCAUUUAAAAACAAAGGCCACGAAGUAGCCUUUUAUACGAAUCAUCACGAUCCUGGUCACUGUUUUGCCGAAACAAGAGAUGGGACCUUUCCAGUUAACGUUAUAGGCGAUUGGAUACCACGUUCUAUUUUCGGAAGAUUUCAGGCUCUAUGCGCUUAUACUCGUAUGGUCUAUGCCGCUAUGUACUUAGCCUGGUACGUUAUUCCAAACGAAGAACCAACUCUUAUAUUCUGUGAUUUAAUAUCCCUGUGCAUUCCAUUUUUGAAGUUGGCUAGGGGGUCUUUCAGAGUAGUCUUUUACUGUCAUCAUCCAGACAAAUUGCUGACGUCUGAAGGUGGUUUCUUAAAAAAGUUGUAUAGAGCACCCCUGAAUUGGCUGGAGGAGUUAUCGACGUCUCAUGCCGACAAAGUGCUCGUGAAUAGCAAAUACACAGCUAGAGUAUACAAAGAUGCAUUCCAGAAAAUAAAGGAUGUCCCUGACAUCUGCUAUCCUUCUAUUAAUACAGACUUUUUCAAAUCUACCCCACCAAAGUCCUUGAAGGAAAUAGUUCCAGUGGGUACAUACAAGUUUGUGUUCCUCUCAAUCAAUAGGUACGAGAGAAAGAAGAAUCUAGGCUUAGCUCUAAAAGCUUUGAGCCAUUUGAAAGAGCUUAUAAAUGAGCCUGAAUGGGACAGAGUCCAAUUAAUAAUGGCUGGGGGCUUCGACCCAAUAAAUCUAGAAAACAUGGAGCAUUUCAUGGAGCUUACAGAUCUCACUGCAGAACUCGACAUAGAGGAUAAAGUCAUCUUUCUGAAAUCACCGAAAGAUGUGGAGAAGGUUUCGCUGCUUUAUCACUGCAAGGUUUUAGUUUAUACCCCGUCUAAUGAACAUUUUGGUAUAGUCCCAUUAGAAGCGAUGUAUUACAGUAAGCCCGUAAUAGCAGUCAAUAGUGGAGGACCGACGGAGACAAUAGUAGACCAAGUAACGGGCUACCUGUGCGAGCCUCAUCCAGAAAAGUUUGCCGAAGCGAUGGCUAGCUUUAUAAUUAACCCAGAGCUCGGUCCCAGGUUUGGUGAAGCCGGUAGGAAGAGGUUUGAGAGUAAAUUCUCCUUCGAUGCUUUCACGAACCAGUUGGAUGGAAUAUUGACUAGAGAAAGGGAAAUUAUUUCUGAAAAUCGAGCUAUACAGUACGAAGAUAGAAAAAGACAAUAACAGAGUGACGGCACUCCAACAAUCUUUGAUAUUGUUUGAGUGCUGAAAUAUAAUAUAGUCCUCUUUUCUCCUGACUAAUCUUGUGAAUAAUAAUAUGCAGAGACGAUUAUGUUAAUAUUACGUUUGUGGUAGUUUUUAAAGCACUAAAACAUUAUUUUUAUAUUACAAACUGUAUUAUUCUCAAUGUAUAAUAUUGUCAUGAUAGAAGCAGCCUAGCAUUAAACUAGAAUUUUUAAACAGCAACUACAGUGCUCCCAAAGUGAUAAUGCGCAUAGAAGUUAUCAAAAUUUUUCA